CCAUGGCGACGGGCGGCGGCGGCGGGCCCGGGGCUGCGGGCCGGGAGGGGGCGGGGCGGGGCCGGGCGCCGCCCCGGGGCGAGAGCAGGCGGCCGAGCACUCGGGGCAGCGACGGGGCGGAGAGGAGGGGGCCCUACCUGCUCUGCAGGCCCCCCGCCGGCCACGCCAAGCUGCAGCGGCCGCGGGAGCCGGCGAAGGCGGCGCCGCGAUGGCACGGGCUGCUGGGGGGGCCCCCGGCGAAGGCAGCGGCUAAAAGGUCCGCGAGGUCCCGCGGGGGCUACGUGGCGCUCAGCCAGGUGGCAGAGGACAGCCUGGUGUCGCCCAGCUCGGGCAGCGAUGGGGAGCUGGAAUCGAGGGGCUCCUCCGGCUACUCCUCCGCCGAGGUGAACCAGGAGCUGAGCCGGCAGCUGCUGCAGGACGGCUACCACCUGGACGAGGUCCCUGACGACGAGGACCUGGACCUCAUCCCCCCGAAACCCGCCGCCGCCCCGUGCCCGUGGUGCUUCGGGGACUCCCUCUGCUGCGUGCUCCAGUAGGCACCGCCCCCGCGGGGGGCGCGGGACAGCUCCGGAGCCUCCGCUCCCCACGGCCCUCGGGGCGUUUGGUGGCGCCCCAGGGGCUGCACUGCACCCCGAGGUCUCCGUGUCACACGGGGCAGCAGCAGGCGCGUGGCUCAGUGCCACUUGUCACCCGGCUGGGGUGGGACGGGAGGAGAUGGGGGCUCCUGGGGUGCACGGGGAGCUCCCGGUGCUCCUGCUCCCUGCUGCGAGCCCCCGCUGCUGUUCAGGAAGGGACCGACGGCCUCCACAUUAAGAUUUCUUCCCCCCCGGGGCCGUUCCGGUCUCAUAAGCUGCCUUAAAUCAGGGUCCUGCUGCCCGACAAGGGACAGCCGGUGUCUUAGGGAGGAACCUUAUUUAAACGCUCGGCCUCCGGAGAGGAACGCUCUCCUUUUUUUGUAUCCUAUCCGAGGAAGCACUCAAUAAAAGGAUCUUGCUACUC
This is a messenger RNA of Cygnus atratus (black swan), 999 nucleotides long. It is a transcript of the gene FAM219B, whose product is annotated as family with sequence similarity 219 member B. The transcript has 6 exons. The coding region runs from base 3 to 536 and encodes 177 amino acids. Lineage: Eukaryota; Metazoa; Chordata; Aves; Anseriformes; Anatidae. The record is from RefSeq and is a predicted model, not a curated record.